CCUUGAGCUGCCAGGAGCCUGUAGAAGAUGAAGGCAUCUGUGGUCCUCUCCCUCAUUGGUUACCUGGUGGUUCCAAGCAGCGCUUCUGUCUUGGGGCGUUGCACAGUGGCUAAGAUGCUCCACCAAGGAGGCCUGGAUUAUUAUGAGGGCUACAGUCUUGAAAACUGGGUGUGCCUGGCUUAUUUUGAGAGCAAGUUCAAUCCCACGGCUGUUUAUGAGAAUAGUGGCUACACUGGCUUUGGCCUCUUUCAGAUCCGCGACACGGAGUGGUGUGGCCACGGCAAGAAACGCUGCCACGUGUCAUGCUCUGCUUUACUGAAUCCGAAUUUAAAGGAGACAAUUAAAUGUGUCAAGGAAAUUGUAAAAGGAAAAGACGGGAUGGGAGCAUGGCCCACUUGGUCCAAGAACUGCCGGCUCUCUGACUCUCUGCCGCGUUGGCUGGAUGGUUGCGAGCUGUAGCUAACCGAGUAGCUUCCACCACACUCACCAGUUGUAUCUUGUGAAUGAAGAUGCUUUUCUGCUUGCUGCUUCACUUGAUUCUGUUAAUUACCUCAUUGCUCGAUAGGUCCAGAUGGGAAAGCACAAAGGUUUGCUUCAUCCAAGGAUAUAGGA
Molecule: messenger RNA, 612 nt
Organism: Tupaia belangeri chinensis (Chinese tree shrew)
Lineage: Eukaryota; Metazoa; Chordata; Mammalia; Scandentia; Tupaiidae
Gene: LYZL4
Product: lysozyme like 4
Exons: 4
Coding region: 28-459 (143 amino acids)
Biological process (GO): fusion of sperm to egg plasma membrane involved in single fertilization
Cellular component (GO): acrosomal vesicle; sperm flagellum
Molecular function (GO): lysozyme activity
Source: RefSeq, a predicted model, not a curated record